Aspergillus pseudoviridinutans is the source of this 1578-nucleotide messenger RNA. RefSeq lists its product as uncharacterized. The transcript is spliced from 2 exons. Bases 1 to 1578 code for a protein of 525 amino acids. The record is from RefSeq and is a predicted model, not a curated record. Lineage: Eukaryota; Fungi; Ascomycota; Eurotiomycetes; Eurotiales; Aspergillaceae.
AUGUUUAUCCCUUACACAGCUCCAUCAUCUGAGGAUAACCGCAACACGCGUCGGACAAUAAACACUUUCAUUGCCGUUAAUGCUAGCGUCAAGCGUCGCCGUCGAAAGGAUGCUGAUAAUAAAAUUGGACUUGGCAACGCAACCGGGGUAUCGACUGGCCGCAUGAAAAUUCUGCAAUGGAUUCAUACUACUAGCCACCGCCACAAUCAUACUCCUCCCGACCCUCCCACUUUACCGUCAGGAGCAGACCGUCAGCAGCAGCAGGAGGAAGAGGAGCCGUUACCGUUGGCUGCAGCUGCGGGGGGCCGGAAUCCUUUCGGAAACAUUGCGCCCCUGACAGGGGGUAGCCCUCUCAAUGCUUUGCUUAGUCCUUCUAUUGCAGGAAAUCGCUUUUAUCCAAUCAAUAUUGACUCUCAGGGACCCUUUCUUAACCAAGGGCUCAGUUACUAUUUUGAUGUUCUAGUUCCUUAUGAUGCAAAAGUUGUCGGAAUGGCAGUGUCCGAGGAACACUCUUACACGACCGAGCUUCUUGCAUGGACCUUCCAACACCCUGAAAUAAUGCACAGUCUGGCAGCAUUCAGUUUAUGUAUCUUGCAAAAUCACAGUCACACGCGAUCGACAGAACAAGCAAUUUUGCACCACCGCCAGCGUCUCCUGGAAGCGGUACAUUACAGACUCUCCAAGGGUCAGGUCGAUGAUGUACUGAUUCAGAUUAUAUGCAUCAUGAUCUCUGUUGAUGAGUACCUUGGGUUUAGUGAGUACCGCUCGGUGCAUCUGAAGGGAUUCCGAGAUGUCGUAAGAAUUCGCGAAGCCUCCGACACACCGGGCCGUUCGACCUCUAGCCUGGACCCUAGUUCAAAUGCAAAACAUCAAUCCAUGGCGAUGCUCGUGCAUACAAGCAAGAAGAUGGUUGAAUUCCAUUUAGAAAGCAACCUUGUACUCUUUCGCGAUACAAUGGUCGUCCCGACGGUGACGUUUCCUCCUCCGUCCUCCGUGCCGGAUAUAGAGAAGAGAAUGGCAGGUCUACCCCCUGGCUUAAUGGUCCUGGUCCGAUCCGGCAUUCUUACCGAAAAGAUGACGGACCUGCUCCAAGACUUCUCGUUCUGGUUCUACCAGGGAAUGGGCAUGGACCCUACAAAUCGGGAAAGCUGGCGAUACUCAAAUUUCAAACCUGAAAAUAGGCUUGAGCAAUGCAUCAGUAUGGCGUUGUUAUGUCUAGCAGAUGACCUGAGCUCCAUGGGUACGCAUCCAUGUGCAGUCAUUUUUCGUCAGACAAAACAGCGCGUUCAGUUUCUCUCUUCAUUCACAGAAUUGUGGGCUUCGCCACUCCUCGCCGAAUGUAUGAUCUGGAUGUGCACCGUUAUUGCAAUACCACGAAAUAGAACAUUACUCGCUCAAGAUGAGCAAAUGGCAUUGUUAAGAAGGUCCGUCCGGAACAAAGCCCUCCUUCGAUACUCUGGACAGAUUGCAGCAAUUCUGCAGCGGUUUUUCUAUGACCAGAGCCGCGAGGCGGAUUGGCAAGAAGCCUGGAAUCUUGCUCUGACUGUCACGGCCAAUCAGUCAUUGAUGGGUUGCUGA